AUGGUGAUCUGUACUUAUAUCGCACCUACGCUUGCAUCACCUACCAUCGAACACCUGAUGAUGCAAGCCAAGAAGAUUAAGUGCGACGUCAUCGGACUGACCGAGACGAGACGACGCCACCCUCUCAACUCCGACUAUGAUCCUGGAGAAGAAACGGUUUUAGGAACAUGCGACAGUAGAGGAGUUGGUGGAGUUGGCGUCCUUGUCAACACGAGUAUGGCAAAGAAGACCGACUCUUCCGAACAUCUUACGACACGAAUCGGACGUCUGCGGAUGAGAAGAUGUGGUUCACUGCCAGCUUUGACUAGUUCAGUCAUGCCUUCUACAAGGUCAUAA
Molecule: messenger RNA, 336 nt
Organism: Necator americanus (New World hookworm)
Lineage: Eukaryota; Metazoa; Nematoda; Chromadorea; Rhabditida; Ancylostomatidae
Exons: 1
Coding region: 1-336 (111 amino acids)
Source: RefSeq, a predicted model, not a curated record